Messenger RNA from Oryzias latipes (Japanese medaka), 2473 nucleotides. RefSeq names its product actin-related protein 2/3 complex subunit 1B. Gene Ontology annotation, biological process: Arp2/3 complex-mediated actin nucleation. Gene Ontology annotation, molecular function: actin filament binding. Gene Ontology annotation, cellular component: Arp2/3 protein complex; actin cytoskeleton. The record is from RefSeq and is a predicted model, not a curated record. NCBI's taxonomy places the organism in Eukaryota, Metazoa, Chordata, Actinopteri, Beloniformes, Adrianichthyidae.
CUCCUCCCUUUUCUUCUAUUUUUCCAUUUCCCUUCAACUUUCCACUUUAUUUUUGUGUAAAACUAUAUUUAAAAAGAGGAAGUUAGACAUUUUUUCCCACAUUCUUUUGCAUGUUACACCCAUGUUUUUUUUUUUUUAGUUCAAAACCCUGCAAACUUCCUGUAUGUGUGAGUUUCAGUGUACCCUCCUCCACUACUUCCCCCGCCAGCUUCUCCUCUCUCUUCAGCUGAGCUCCUCUUCUUCCUGAGCUCACUCUGCCGACUGCGUUCGUGUUGACUGGCCAGAGUCCGCGAGCUGAACAUCCUGCUUUGGUCCACAGUGUUCCUCUGCCUCUGUUCUAUUGCUACCUCUGACAUUAAUGCACCUCAGUCCUGCCCUCUGGACCUGACUGUUAAUUUCUCAGAUCAUCGGCUCCUGGUUCCUCUACCUACUUCCUGUUCUGGUUCUGACUUUUGAUUGGCCAUGUCGUACCACAGCUUUUUACUGGAACCAAUUAGCUGCCACGCCUGGAACAAAGAUCGAACCCAGAUCGCACUGUGCCCCAACAACCAUGAGGUCCACAUCUACAAGAAAGAUGGGGCUAAGUGGACCAAAGUCCACGAGCUGAAGGAGCAUAAUGGACAGGUGACAGGAAUUGACUGGGCUCCAGAGAGUAACCGUAUAGUCACCUGCGGAGCAGACCGUAAUGCUUACGUGUGGACCCUCAAAGAGGGGGUCUGGAAGCCCACCCUGGUCAUCCUCAGGAUCAACCGUGCUGCUCGCUGUGUUAAGUGGUCGCCAAAGGAGAACAAGUUUGCUGUCGGCAGCGGCUCGCGGCUCAUCUCCAUCUGCUAUUUUGAGCAGGAAAAUGACUGGUGGGUGUGCAAGCACAUCAAGAAGCCAAUCCGCUCUACCAUCUUGAGUUUGGACUGGCAUCCCAAUAAUGUGCUGCUGGCAGCCGGAUCAUGUGACUUCAAAUGCAGGGUUUUCUCUGCCUAUAUAAAGGAGGUGGAGGAGAAGCCGAGCCCCACCCCCUGGGGCAGCAAGAUGCCUUUUGGGGAGGUCUUGUUUGAGUCAGGAGGUUCAGGAGCUCAGGUCCAGACUUCAGGAGGAGGAGGAGGCGGUUGGGUGCAUAGUGUGUGUUUCUCACACUCCGGCAACCGUCUGGCCUGGGUUUCCCAUGAUUCCACGGUAUCUGUCGCAGAGGGAGGCAAGACUGGAACGGUGAGCAGCCUGAGCUCAGAGACGCUUCCUCUGCUGUGUGUGACCUUCAUCACUGAGAACAGCUUAAUAGCAGCUGGUCACGACUGUUACCCAAUGCUGUUUGUGUACGAUGGCGCCAAAGUCAGCCUGACAUUUGGCGGUAAGCUGGAUGUUCCAAAGCAAGCUGCCCAGAAGGGAAUCAGCGCCAGAGAGCGUUUCCAGAAUCUGGAUCGCCGAGCUUCAGAGACUCAGGGCACCGACAAGGACCUCAACACGCUGCACAAGAACAGCAUCAGUCAAAUCUCUUUGCUGGAAGGAGGAAGAAGCCAGUGCACCAAGUUCUGCACCACCGGCAUGGAUGGAGGAAUGAGCAUCUGGGAUGUCAAGACUCUGGAGUCGGCUAUGAAGGACUUGAAGAUCGUCUGAGCUGCUUCGUAUCUACCCGAUCAAAGGCAAUAUAUUUCUGUGUUAUGAAAUCUGCUGCAACAAAGCUUCUUGGCUGUUUUUUUAAUCAAAUGUGUCCCCUUUUUUAAAACAUACAAAUGAAACAGUGUUUUUCCAUCUUAUUGUCUGUUCAUGACAAGGCUCUGUAACAAGGGGCUGGCCUCAGAUUGACGAAUGGUACUUAUUCUGCUGCAUUAGCACAGGCACAGCUCAGUCUAAGCUUAAUGCUUAAAGUAGUUAUUUUAUAUUCCUGCCAAUGAAAAUCUGGAAUCCUUUCACAAAGCUUAUGCUGGUCAUAAUAUGCAUUUAAUAAAUAAUUGCUGUCACAGAGAUCUUCAGACUAAGGUUCAUUAUUGAGGCUUGUGCAUUGUUUAUUUGAAUCUAUUUAGAAUGAAAUGAUCAAUAUUUAUGGUAGAGAAAAAUAUAAAAAAAUGAGUAAGUGGUGUUGGACUUACGGACAAAUAGGUAUAGUAAACAUUUUCUGCAUUUUCUUUUUUAUGAAUUGUGCUUAACCACCAUUAAUUACACUUGUGGUGAGAGAAGUGGAGCUUUCUCCUAGCUAUAUUACAUUAGGAUCUGAAAAGAAAAGACACACCACAAAUUAGUAGGGAUCCGAGUUUGGUAUAUUAUUUCAUUGUUGUACCAUUCUUCGUAGUAGAUAUGCAUUAGCAGAAUAAAUUUAGAAUUUUUUGAUGGGCCCAACUCAACUACUGCUGCUCUUUACACAAAUUUUAUUUUCUUAUUUACCAUUAUUUAAUGGUUUGUUUGAUUAUGCAAAUUGUUUCUUUUUGCUUUACAGCACAAAAUUUCUCUCUCUUUUUUUCUUCAAUAAACUGUGUUCCUCAUC